Messenger RNA from Culex pipiens pallens (northern house mosquito), 9957 nucleotides. It is a transcript of the gene Dg, whose product is annotated as dystroglycan 1. Gene Ontology annotation, biological process: axon guidance; muscle attachment; morphogenesis of an epithelium. The transcript is spliced from 13 exons. The record is from RefSeq and is a predicted model, not a curated record. Gene Ontology annotation, cellular component: dystroglycan complex; dystrophin-associated glycoprotein complex; sarcolemma. NCBI's taxonomy places the organism in Eukaryota, Metazoa, Arthropoda, Insecta, Diptera, Culicidae. The coding region runs from base 1204 to 4839 and encodes 1211 amino acids. Gene Ontology annotation, molecular function: calcium ion binding; laminin binding.
CAUCGCCAGCACCAGGAACGGUUCCUCGGAGGUUCAGCUCGGUUUUGGUAGCGUUUCGCCGGGAGUUGUAGGCUCUCUCUCAUCUAGUGACCGUAUCGCGCGCGUCCAGGUGUGUACGCGUGUGUGGUUGUGUACGUGCGUGUAUUCCAGCUGGGACCGGUUUAGUGGAGAGGAUUCUCGACCUUCCAGCUUCCACCUACACGCCGACGACGAUUCUUCAUCUUCUUGCGGCUGUGUGCCCAGAAUCUAUUGAUUCGGCUGGGACAGGCCCCCCUUUGAGAAUUCUGAAAAGUGGUGUACCCGGUGCAGGUGUGUUGGUGUGCGACGAGCCCUUCCGGCAAAGGGCCCGGCUUGUGAUUGUGUGCGUGUGCCGAAACGUUGGGCCGGAAGAAACACGGCAGGAUUCUGCUGAAAGUGGUGUUUUGUUUACGGAUGUUGGCUACCGACAGGAAGAAGAUUCUGCAAACGUGCGUGUGUAGUGGUGCGAAUCAAGUGUAAUCGAAGAAGUGAAGAAUCUGCGAGUUGUUCGCGAGUUUGGUGAAUAACAUUGUGCGAAGAUUUAAUUAAAAUAUUUCGGAUGUUUGGUUUGGAGAGGAAGUGGUGAAGUCGGAGUAGGCGCUGAAAUAAUUACCCCAGAGAGGAAGAUCAACAACCGUAGCGUCAACAUCAGCAGCAAAGAACCAAAGUGAGCGUCGACUUGUUGUGCUACAGCAACUCCAGCAACAGCAGCAGCCGAUUAAAGCUGCCUGAUUGCUUGGAUCUAACGGAACCAUCGCGGGGUCGUUUCUUCAAGCCGUUUGCCGAAUUGAUAUCGAUUCCACUGGAGAGAGCAGCAGCUCAAAGCUAAAAGAUAUUCCUAAUUGCUGACCAUCGACGAGAUCUCAUCAGAAACAGUGUUCCAGCAGAACCCCAAAGAUCACACGACUCAUGACCGCAGGGCUGUGCAUUUUACAACGAAUCCAUCGACCAAUCCCUUAAGAAAGAAACAAAGCAUAAAGUGGGGUAGCCAGAGCGCCAGAAAUCAUGGCGGAAUCUAGUGUAAAGUGAGAGAAGUGUGUUUUAAAACCCAGGAUAAAAUAGUGUGUUUCUUUUUUGUGAAAACUAAACCGGUGUGAGUGAUUUUUGAAACAAGUGAUAUCAAUAGUUAAGAGUGGAGGCUGGAGUAUUCUUAGGAAGCAACCAAUCCACACAGGAGCAACCACAAUGAAUUUACGGCAUCAGGAAUACACGGCGUGUGUCGUGUUACUUUUAAGUACCAUCAUCAGUAUUACCCUCGGACAGCAGGACUUCCAGUUCGCUAGCGAAAAGGAGGAGGAGGUGCAGCCAAUGCUAGCGGAACCACUAGACGUAGUUAGUAAAGCACAACCCAUCAAAUCAAUCUACUCCAAGGAAAAGACGCAAUGUGCCCCCGGCCAGGGCCAGAUUAUGUUGUCGCUGGUGCUGCGGUCGCACAGCUGGGACGAGCUCGUCGAGAAGAAGCGUCAAAAGGCCGUCAACAAACUGUCCAAGUUCUUCCUGGUACCGAAGGAAAACUUCCUCAUCGACGACAUCAACCGGGCCGAAAUACACGAGAUGGCAACGAGUGCGAUCCGGCGAGGUCGCAACAGCCUGAGCAGCAGCUCCAAGCGGAAGCUGGGCCGGAUUGGAUUUUUGGUCGGCUGCGGCAAGACGGUGUUCCCCAGCGAGAAGCUGAUUGUCAACAGGAUUGCGCAGCAGAUGAAGGAAAAAGCGCUGGAUGACAUCUCGGGGCUGGAGUUUGGUUGGUGGUCCGUUUGGACGCGACACGUUGGCGCUGCGGAGAAGGGCAAACCAAGACGGGUUAAGCGGCAGAACGACGAGUACGAGGGGGACGAUGACGAAGACUAUGAUUACAACUACGAUGAUGAUGAUGAGAGUGAACCAACUGAGGUACCCCAACAUGCCCAUCGCCACCACCACGGUGAUAGCUCGACAACGCCCGACGACGAAGAUCAGCCAGUGUUGCCAGCAUCGCCGAGCAGCAGUGCCAUGCCUUCCAUUUCGAUCGCCGGCAUCCAGCCGGAAGAUGGCCGCCAUCACGUUGCCACGACAACCUCAACCGUGCGACUGUUUGGCGAAGAAAUCGCCCGAAACGAAGUGCUCGAGGAGGAGGACGAAGAAGAGGAAGCCAACGAAGACGAAGAGUACGGAGAUACGGUCAUAAUCACGGAGCUGCCCAACUCGGUGGCUCCAGUGGCCGCCGGCAUUCCCACCAGCACGGUGGUGCCAACCACGGUUGUCAUGGAGACGGAGCCGACAACGACGGUCGCCACGACGCCUACUACGAGUAGCACAACCACGACAACAACAACAACAUUGCCACCCCCAACAACAACAACACCAUCAACAACAACAACAGUAGAAACAGUCACAGAGUCAGAGAUACCGCUCGAACCGGAAACAGUGGCGCCACGUGUGGCGUUUGUGGAAACUACCACCGCAAACAGUGCCGCCGGCAGCAGCAGCAGUGUUAGUGUGUUUGAAACUAGCAACACUGCUACCACUACUACCACAGAACCGAAGGUCACCACCACACCGCCAACCGUAAGUAGCUCGCCGAUGGUGAACCCGCCGAAGCAGGAGAAGGAAGACUACGAAAACUACGACGACGAGUACGACGAUGAGCUGGACGAGGAACCGACGACGGCGGCGACCGUGCCGGCCCAGUCCGGCAAUGUGGUGCCACCGGUCGUCACGGAGCCCUCAACGACGGAAGCCACGCCCUCGAGUCCAGCUCCCACAACCGUCCCAACAACGGUUCCCACAACGGAAGCCACCACUCCGUCCUCAACCAGCACGACGACAACGACCACAACCACAACGACCACCACGCCAGCCCCCACGACCACAACUCCCGCUCCGACCACUUCCACCUCAACGCAACCUUCCACGACGGAGCUGGACGAACCCUCGAACCUGUUCCCGAUCAUCAAGAACCGCAUCCCCAAGCAGGCAAUCAUCGCCGGAAAGGUGUUCAACUUGCCGGUUGCACUGGACACGUUCUUGGAUACUGAAGAUGGCAACAACUUGAGGUUGGAGAUGUUCGACUCGCACGGAUAUCCGCUCAAGACCAACUCGUGGUUGCAGUUCAACGUUGAGGGUCGGGAGAUCUACGGGUUGCCGCUGGAGAAGGACGUCUCCAAGUGGCACUACAUUCUGAGGGCUACCGAUUCCGGCGAGCAGUCGGUCAACGAAACCGUUGAUAUUUCCGUGCAGCAGCACAAGUCCCACCGAAGUGUGAACCACGAGAUCAGCUUGGCACUCCGACUGCAGCGCAAGUUCCCGCGCAACGUGGAUUGGCAGAUCAAGGUGAUUCGUGGAAUCGCCGAAGUGCUGGGAGAUGCCACGCUGUCGCACGUUGUCGUCCGUGAGGUGCGUAACAGCAUCCAGGAUCCGAACCUGGCGACCUUUGUCUUUACCAACGAAACCCUGCCGAAGGAUCGCUGCCCGGAGGAGGAACUCGACAAACUGGUGGCGAAACUUACCGAGAAAGCGCUCAACGAUGUGUAUCAGGAUGAAAUCCUGGUCAAGUCGGUCCAAGGUGCCCAGAUUGGCCAGUGUCUGAAGCCUACGAUCCCGAAGGUGAAGCCUACGCAGACCAUCGCCACGAAGAACUUUGCGCCGACCACGCGCAACCAGGUCGAUCGGGUCAACGCCACCGUGGGUCACCUGCUCGUGUACAAGGUUCCGGCGGACACCUUCUACGAUCCGGAGGACGGUAAUGAUCUUAAGCUGAAGCUGCUGACGACGGAGCGAAAUCCGCUGGAGCAGUUCCACUGGUUGCAGUUUGACGCGAAGAACCACGAGUUCUUCGGCGUGCCCCGGACGGCGGAUAUGGGACAGAAGGAGUACCUGCUGAUGGCCGAAGAUCGUGAAGGUCUCACCGCCACGGACGCCCUUGUCGUGGUUGUCCACCAGGCCCACAUCAAGCGCGACUACAGCGUACUGUUCGAACUGACCUUGGAAACGCCCCAGGAGCAGUUCAGCAUCGCCAGCGCCCAGCGUCGCUUCAUCGAACGACUCGCGCAAGUGUUUGGAGACGCCAACACUAACUUUAUCCAGAUUAGAAACGUCCGAACUAUCCACCACACCGGCAAUGUCCAGGUUACGUUCUUCAACACGACCCUCUAUCGACAACAUCAACGCUGUCCGGACGAGGAGAUUGAAACGCUGCGCAACAUUCUGCUCUACCCUGACGGGACGAUCCGUGCCAAGGUACGAGAAAUCCUAGGUCAAGAGUUUGGCCUGCUAAACGUGUCGCUCAUUCCGGUGGGAACCUGCCAGGGUUACGACACGCCGAUCCACGCGACCAACGAGCCCGAAAAGGCUGCCCCGCCGCCAAUCGCCAAGGACGACUACCUGCUCACGUUCGUCCUACCCGCGGUCAUCAUCCUAGCAAUGCUCCUGAUCGCGUCCAUCAUCGCGUGCAUCCUCUACCGGCGACGGCUGACCGGCAAGAUGGAACUCGAAUAUAUCAACUUCCAACCCCUCGCAACGUCCGCUGGUCCUACUUCCGCCGUUGUUCCCAUUCUAGGCACCGACGAGGAGCGCAAAUCGUUCCGCACCAAGGGCAUCCCGGUGAUAUUCCAGGACGAGCUGGACGAGAAGCCGGAAAUCGGCAACAAGUCGCCGGUGAUACUCAAGGACGAGAAGCCGCCGCUGCUGCCGCCGUCCUACAGCAGCACCAACAAUGAAGGUGAAAACGAGGACGUCGACGAGUACGUGCCGCCGCCGGCCGUCGUCAUGGGCGGGCGCGAAUCGCGGGGCAAGUCGCCGGUGACCCCGUCCUACCGGAGGCCCCCGCCGUACGUGUCGCCCUAGAAGCGAGCACCCUCCACCACCACCCCUCGCAUCGGCAAUGGCCCCAACCACCAAAACAACUUCAACCCUGGCGGUGGUGGCGGAAAUCCCAGCUAGACUCCGGCAGAGUACGAGUUGACCGACAGGAGGCAGCAGCACUACGAUCGGAACGUGAGGUGGGUUUUCUAACGGGGUUGGAAUGGGGGGAGCGAAAGAGUCUUUCGAAAAGAUUUGAGGGUGGGGUGGGAAAAAUGUAUUUUUUUCGUAAAGUUGAUGAGAAGGGAGGAGAAUUUUUAGUCAUCCUAAUCGCUAAGAAAUCAAGUUAAUCAUUAUUGGAAGCAGACGCAGUUUUUUCUAGCACGUAAGCUUUACACGUUUCUAAAGUUUUUGAUUUACAUUUUAUGUUUUUAAAUAUCGUGAAACAAAAACGAACACGCAACAUUUUUCCUCCUUUUUUAGUUGUUUUUUCAAAUUAUUUGUUUGUUAAGUAUUCUGAGAAGAGAGUCUUUCCACAAACACGCUCUCACUCUCUCAAAGUAUCAAAAACAGAAGAGGGAGCGAGAGGGAAACGCACAAUCAAGAACGUUGACGAUUUAGGUUUAAACAGAGGUAAAAUCAGUUCACCCUUCCCAGGUAUAAGAGCUUAAAACUGAUAGACAACAAGCGUUACAAAAAAAACACACGUGAAUUUCAGUUCUCGAAAUCGGCUAGCCAAUUAUAGCAUGAUAUUAAACUCUCACACACACAAACAAAUACACGCGCGUAUAAAAUUUAACACACUCUCUUACACGACCCUUUUUAGGCUAAAUCUACAAACUUCGAAAGGUUCGAUGACGAAAAAGGCGAAUUAGCAAAAAGUGUCAAGCUUUGUAGGGGGUUUUAAAAAAUAUGUGGGAGAUUUUUAGCUUGUGUAAUUUUAUAAAUUACAGAGAAACGGCGACGAUCGUGCGUGAAAUUUGUGCACUAAAUAAUUAUUGAAACAUUAGAAAAAACGCGAUAAACAUUUUUGACGGAAAAAUUAAAUCCCUUUACCGAAAAAGAUAAAAAGAAAAAUCGAACAUGAUCUCAGCAAAAGAAAAACAAUUGAAACAGGAGACAAACAACAACAGCCUACAGCAAAACACAAAUACAAACACCGCCAACAGAGAACAUGAAAACAAAAAGAAGAAACUCGCGAAACGGACAAAACCAACUGCCAUACAGAUGAGAUGAUGAAAUAAAUGAUGUGAACGUGAGCGAACGCGAGAAAGAGAGCAAACCUGUGAGUCAAGAAGGUUGAUGACGAUGAUUUUUGCACGAUUGCGAACUUCAGCGAUGACGCGAUAAUUUACGCGUUAUCGCUAGCGUUGAAAAUUUAAUAAAUAAAAGUGUCUCAGGUAUUGGAGAUAUUUUUCGCAUAAAAUCCAGAUCCAGAUCCAAAUCUAGCCGUUUUAUAAAAAAAUCAAAUGGUAACAAUUUGGUGUUGUGCCCUUUUCAAAUAUUUAUGUCAGCGAUUUAUAAAUAAAUUUAAUAACAUUUAAAAAGCUUUCAUUUUUUCACAAUUGAAUAGUUUUCAAGUUUUUGUUUAACUCUUUGUAAGCUUUAGCCGAGCUGCCGUGGCCGUGAGGUUACGGGUUUCGCCUUGUAAGCGGAAGGUGAUGGGUUCGAUUCCUGUCUGGCUCGGCGAAGUCAAAUCCCUUAAAAGAGUAAUUCUUCUCACUGGGAAUACUGACCGGUAGGGGAUGGGUUUCGACUAGCGGCGUGCUGUAUUUCCAAUUGGGUACUAAAGCCCUAUGUAAUUUUUUAUGUACAACGGUAAAAAACACGAUUAAAAACCAUUUCUGAUCACUUUUUUUCAUUUUAACGCAAAAAUUUAUUUUUGUCAAGACAACAUUUUUUCGAUGGAUUAACUAUGGUCCCCUUGGAAAGAGCUGUCAAGUAGGAGCUUUUCUGUCAAGAAGGACCGCGGGAUUAAUUUUUCAAAAUUGAUUCAAAAAUCCAUUUUUAACUCUUUGUGGUCGUGCAAUGGGUCAUUGUACUCAGAAAAAUAAGCUUUAUCGCUGUAAACAAUAAUAUCAGCAAUCUAAGCUUCAUUUUAGGACCCAAUUCAGAGAUCGUGAGUUCGAUUCUCGUACCGCAAAGAUGAAGAAGUUUUUGUAAGCUUCUUUAAAAAAAAGCCACAAUUUUACUCUACGCCAUUAUAAAAUCCUCAAAUUUACAUAAUCUGCAAUAUGGGUCCAAACAAAGCGAAAUUUGGUAUGCAUUUUAUUCUCAUCAGUUAUUUUUGUAAAAAAAAAUUUUUAACAAAUACCGUAUUUUUUGAAAAUUCUCAAAUUGUUAUGAAAAAUAUGGAUUUUUUGAAUAUCACAAUUUUUGUCAAAAUUUGACUAUUUUACAAACCAAAAUUAGCUUCGCAUUAAACCCAUAUUGGAAUUUAUGGAAAUUUGAGAGAUUUCGAAAAAAAAUACGGUAAUUUGUGAAAAUUUGUGUAUUUAGCGAAACCAAUUUUUAAAAAAUUAAUAGAUUUAAAAAGUUCGCUUCGUUUGUUCCCAUAUGAAAAUUUGAGUAUUUCAAACAAAAUACAAUUUUUUACAAAAAAAAAAGAUGAAGCGAAAAUGCAUACAAAAUAAAGCUUCAUUUGACAAUCAUAUUGAGAAUUAUUCAAAUUUGAAUAAAUUUUUGAAAGCGGUAUUUUUUGAAAUUUUUUAAUAUUUUACAAAAAGUGAAGUGAAAAUGCAUACAAAAUGUUGCUUCGUUUUACCGAUAUUGAAAAUUAUUAAAAUUUGAGUAUUUUUGAAAAAAAUACGGUAUUUUGCAAAAAGUUGAGUAUUUUACAAAAAAAAAUCACUAAUUAUGCGAAAAUGCUUUCAAAAUUUCGCUUCGUUUGGUACUCAUAUUGCUCAUAUGAAAAAUUUAGUUUUUUCGAAUAGAUACGAUAAUUUGUGAUAAUUUGUGUAUUUUAAAUGGAUCAAAAAAUUCGCUUUGUUUGUUCCCAUAUUGCAAAUUUGGAAAAUUUUAGUUUUUUCGUUUAAAAAAUACGGCAUUUUCGAAAAAAAAAUAAAAUAAAAAACAAAUAUGCAUUCAAAAUAUCGCUUCGUUUCAUACCCAUAUUGCAAAUUAAGAAAAUUUAAGUAUUUAAAAAGAUUGGUAUUCUAUGAAAAUAAAACGGAAAUGCAAACAACUUCUUUUGAUACCCACAUUACAAAUUAUAAAAAGGUGAGUAUUUAAAAAAGUUAUUUUUAUGAAAAUUUUAGUAUUUUACAAAAAAAAACUUUGAUAAAUUGAAAAUGUAUCAAAAAUGCAGCUUCGUUUGUUGCCCAUAUUUCAAAUUUGAAAAAAUUGAGUAUUUUUGAAAAAAAAUCGGUAUUUUGUAAUUUUUGUUAAUCUAUUUUGCAGCUGAUUGUGGAUUAAGCUGAUAGCUGGAUUUUGUACACCCUUACCAAAAAUCAUGAUUUUCUGAGUUCAAUAUCCCAUCUUCAUACGACCGUUGGAAACAUUCAUGGAUAGGCCUAGGGAUGCCCAAUUGGUGUGCAAAAGUUCAAUUCAAAGAAAUGAAAUGGAUGUCAAUUUUUGUCUUUAAUCACUUCUCCAUCAUCAAAAAUACAUUCUUGCUAAUUUUGUAUCAUGUUGGCAAAAUAAUAUUGUUCUUGAAAAAAGUAUCGAUUUUUAUUAUUUGACCACUGCUCCGAUUGUUUGUCAACAAAGCUGAUGGUGAGACGAAGUGAGGGGAGAGAAACUAAAAAAAUAACUCAAAAUCAACUUGAAUGCUGCUUGAAGCUUUGUUAGUGCGAUGUCAGACAGGGAUCGCAGCAACCGAUGGACGAUACUCGAUUGGCAGCUCGAUCAACUUGAUGAUCGUUUGCGCAAGAGUUUGCGUUAGUUUGAUUGUAGAUGGGGCUUAAAUAUUUCAAAAUCUACGUGAACAGUGACAGUUGAUUGUUUUCAACUCAAGUGAUUACGCUCUUAUGAGAACAUUCUCAUUUUAUGCGUAAAACCGUAAUUUUUGCAGUGGACCCUGAAAGUUUUUUGAGUUUUGAAGAUUUAUUUACUAAUUUUUCAUUUUUCAUGGAAAUAUAAAACAAAUGGACAAGUUGACAUAUGGCGAUGGAUCUGGAACGUGUUGUAAAAGUAGAGAAAUUCGUUUUGUCAGAUUGUUUAAAAUUAAUUGGAAAUCCAUUUUGAAUUGUUCUGUGGUCGCACAGAUUGACCCAAUUGCACAUAAUUUCAACGCCAGCGAUAACGCCACCGUCAACGUUAUCGCUAAACGUGAGCAAUCAUGUCAUCGUUCAACAACCCUUGCGAAUGCCAAUGUAAUUUUCCUUCUAUGUAGUUACUUUUGAGUAAUUUUUCAGUUUUCUGCAUUUACCUCCAAUGAAAAAAAAAAAAAAAACAACCAUCAACCAUCGGACACCGCCAAAUUGAGCGAGAGCUGACGAAACCAAGUUACACACAAAAGCAACAAUCAUCCAAAAGUAAUUAAAAGAGAUAAAAAAAAAUGCAACGAUUUUCUCCUCAAUUUUGGAAGGGAAAUGGGAAACAUUUUAAGCAAUUUACAUGUUAUUUUUCAAGAUUUUGAUUUUGGAACAAGCCAACCUUAAGCAGCUCAUCAAAGAUUAAUUUUUAUUUUUGAGAGGAUUAGAGCAAAGGGCAAAAAUUGAAACAAGAGUUUUUCCUUGUGUAAAUUAUAUAAAAAAAACUAGUAUACCGUCGCAGCUAGCCAACCGCAGAAUCAGAAUCGUAAAAAUGUGUACUAAUAACUUUAAAUUGGAGUUUAUUUAAGUGUAACGCUUAUAUAUUUUAAUCGUUAGGAUGGUAAAUCUAGUAGAGAGAGAGGAAAGCAGUGGCGAAAUGUGUAAUUCGGCAAAUUUAUUGAUAAAGUAAAAAUCAACAAAUCAUACUGGGACGAAACCUUUUUCAUCAUUAAUUUAAAAGAAACAAAACGACGCGAAUCAAACCUGUACAGAUUUUUCGAUGAAGCGAAAGUAAAAAUAAAAUUUGCAUAAAAAAAAAGAUUCGCAGCAAACACUUUGAAUAUUGACAAAAAAAAGAAGAAAAAAAAACGUACUUUAAGUAUACCGCGAUAAUCGAGUUAAGGUAAAAGUCUCUUCGUACUUCGUGUUGUGUUUUUUCCCCUUAACUGCUGCAGCCAUUUUCUUAAAA